GAGGAGGAGGAGUCCUCAAUAGGAGGGAGAGGGGUGGAGGAGGAUGAGCGAGAGUCAGAUACCAGCAACGGAGGCAGACAGCGUACAGUGUUCUCUGAGGCUUCAGUGUGGGAGUAUGUGCGUCUUAACACACUGGGAGUGUCGUUCCUGAUCCGAGCAGAGCGUUGUGGAUGCCGUCCACUCAUCGUCACCGGCCCGACUUGCAAAAUGUCUGAUUUUGAGGAUUUCAGCAGGCCGGGGGGGCAGGCGAACGCGUCCGAGACCUACCAGCUGAACCCCACCAGCGUGAUCGUGUCGGUGGUCUUCUCCCUCAUCUUCCUGCUGGGCACCGUCGGCAACAGCCUGGUGCUGGCCGUGCUGCUGCGGAGCGGUCAGGUCGGAUACAACACGACCAACCUCUUCAUACUCAACCUGAGCGUGGCCGACUUCUUCUUCAUCAUCUUCUGCGUCCCUUUCCAAGCCACCAUCUACUCCCUGGAGGGGUGGGUGUUCGGCUCCUUCAUGUGCAAGGUGGUGCACUUCUUCAUCAACCUCACCAUGUACGCCAGCAGCUUCACGCUCGCCGCCGUCUCCGUUGACAGGUAUCUGGCCAUUCGCUACCCACUCCGCUCCAGAGAACUACGAACCCCUUGUAACGCGGUGGUUGCCAUGGUGAUCAUUUGGGGUCUCUCGCUGGUCUUUGCGGGUCCGUACCUCAGCUACUACGACCUGAUUGACUUCGCCAACAGUACCGUGUGCAUCCCGGGCUGGGAGGAGCAGAACCGUAAGGUGCUGGACACGUGCACCUUCCUGGUCGGCUACGUCAUCCCCGUGCUCAUCGUGAGCCUCUCGUACACCCGGACCAUCAAGUACCUGUGGACGGCCGUCGACCCUCUGGACGGCAUGUCGGAGUCCAAGAGGGCCAAACGCAAAGUCACCAAAAUGAUCAUCAUCGUCACCGUGCUCUUCUGCAUAUGCUGGCUGCCGUACCACGUGGUGAUCCUGUGCUACCUCUACGGGGACUUCCCCUUCAAUCAGACCACGUACGCCUUCAGGCUCCUCUCUCACUGCAUGGCCUACGCCAACUCCUGCGUCAACCCCAUCGUGUACGCUCUGGUGUCCAAGCACUUUCGCAAGGGCUUCAAGAAAGUGUUCAGCUGCAUCCUCAGCAAAAACGGGAGGAAUAAGGUCCACGUGGUGCACGUGGCCAACACCGUACCCGGGUUCGAGGCGGGCUCCACGGAGGUGUCGCAGAUGAACGAGGAGAACAUACGACAGAAUGAAUGUGAGAUGAUAAACAGGCCGAUCGCGGAGCCAAGGGAGGCCACGGUGACACUGAAUUUGCCCUUUCAGCGGCAGACUUGACGAGUGAUUCCGCUUCGCUUACAGGCUCAGCACAGAUUGCCUUUUGUAGAACAAAAAACAUUGUAACUAAUAUUUGAAGAGAAAUGUGUAAAAUUUACAAUAUUCUAAUGUUUGGUGGCAAACAGGGGAAGAGAUAAUCCAAGGAUUCACGCACAAACACACAGUUUCACACAUUUUUUUACUUUAAUACCAUGAACAGAUCAGACAGAAAGCUUUUACCCUAGACUAGAAAUAAAGAUGGACGAGUCUGUACAUAAGCAUCAAAUAAUUAAAACCAAACAGAACAGAAACAUUAGAUCUUGUGAUACUUAAAAUGACAGAAACCAUUUUUCUGGAAAAUGUAUUUGACUUCUACUUUCGACUUUUUAGUUUGGUACAUGUCCCAUCUGCUAACAUGGACGUGGCGGGGUUUACAAUCUAUACUGAAGCCAGCCACCAGGGGGCCAUCUAUAUGAUUUGGCUUAACUUUAGGGAGGCUUUCUCUACAGUCCAUGUGUUUUUACUAGGAGUGAAAGUUUCUCAGUGUUUCAUCCGUCAACCAUUUGCCUUAACCAUGAUUUGCAGUUUGGUAUUUAUUUAAAAACUCUUGGGUAUCUGAGAAUCGACACUUUAACGGCUCUUGUUCAGAGCAACACAAAAUGUAUCUCAUAGUGUUAUAAUGUUUUUCAGCUUCACACAGUGAGAGGUUGGUAACUGUGCAGGGAAAUCCAUCCCUGGGUGUGAUGCAGGUUUAGAGUCACUGUUCAUGCACAUUAAGUCAAGAAGCAAGAAGGAAAUCAAAGCUUCACCUCGGCUGAUGAGGGGUCCAUCCGGUGCAGGACAGUCACCUCCACACUUUGAACAUGUUCACCUUCAUGAUCUGCUGCAACUGAAAUUUCAACAUCUCUUUGAGUAUUUUUUUUUUUUCUACAUGACUUGAACCUUCUCUGUGACUAAAGUUGUAUAUUUGUUCUCUUUAGGUGGAGCAGGAGUUUCUUAAGUGUUUCUGUUUCGCAUCGUGCAUGCAGGUGCUGCUCGGCCUUGUCAAGAUAUUACUGGUAUCUUUGAAUAAUGUAUGUUUUAACUUAUAUCUUGUUUGCAAACAUCUUAUUAGGUUAAAUUUUAAAUAUAUUCUAGCAUAUAUAAAAUGUCUGAAUUUGUUAUUGAUACAUGGUUUACUGGUGUAAAGAAUCAAGUGUCAAAAGUGAUGAAAUUGGUAAAAGAUUUUAAAAGAAAAGUUUAUAUAUUUGAUAAAUAAUAUAAAUUAAAAGUUAUUGGUGGAAGACUCGAGUCUUUUUCAGACCCAACUUGAGAACUGAAGGAUUUCCUUGCUUUUCUUGCAUUUUGCAAUGACUGCAUUCAUGGCAUGUUUCUCUUCAGAGUAAAUUAUUAUAUAUUUAAAUGAACAUGUCUAUCAAUGAGUUCACUGGUGCAUUUAAGAGUUGUGUAUUUUAAAACGUGUGUAUUUAAUGUAUUUAAAAGCUGUGAAAAGACAUUGUUUACACUCUCUCUCUCUCUCUCUCUCCAGACGACGGCACACCCGCGGUAUCUCUCUCUCGCUGUAUAUGCUUGUGUCCUACCUCAGAGCUGUAAAAAGAAAAUAAAAACAUCUUCUCUUCGUCUCAUUUUGUUCCGAUUGUGUCGGACGCAAUUUUCUCAUUUUGCUCAGACUGAUUUACCUCCAAUGUGUUUACUGUGCCCUUGUAUUGUAUCGACCGUGUACAUAACAUGUCUCUGUUCUGUUUCACCAUGUAAAGUUUUCACAUGUUAUAGCCUUUAGAUUUAAAUAUAUACAUCCAUUCAAAUAGAUAUUCGUAAAGUAAUUAUUUGGAACACAAUGUAAUAUGCACUUCAAUGACCAAAUAAAAUAUUUUUUGCUGUGAA
Messenger RNA from Hippoglossus stenolepis (Pacific halibut), 3207 nucleotides. It is a transcript of the gene galr2b, whose product is annotated as galanin receptor 2b. The record is from RefSeq and is a predicted model, not a curated record. The coding region runs from base 208 to 1344 and encodes 378 amino acids. Lineage: Eukaryota; Metazoa; Chordata; Actinopteri; Pleuronectiformes; Pleuronectidae. Gene Ontology annotation, cellular component: membrane. Gene Ontology annotation, molecular function: G protein-coupled receptor activity. Gene Ontology annotation, biological process: G protein-coupled receptor signaling pathway. The transcript has 3 exons.